CGUCUGUCGGUAUAUCAACAAUACGACAACACCGGUAGUGCUGUCAUUGUAGCAAUAAUAAUAUUCAUGCGAUAAAUCUGAUAAGAUGCCGAAAACUCUGAGAGCAAAAGUGAUUACCGUAGGAGACUCUGCAGUGGGUAAAAGUGCAAUAACCCAGGUAUUCCACAGUGAUGGAGCUCAUUUCCCAAAAAGUUAUUCUAUGACUGUUGGAGUUGAGCUAUGUGUGAAAUCGGUCAAUAUACCAGAUACUAAUGACUGUGUGGAACUUUACAUCUAUGAUUCUGCCGGGAAAGAACUUUAUUCAGAUUAUGUACAUAAGUUUUGGGAACAUCCAUCAGUUGUCAUGGUAGUUUUUGAUGUCACAAAUGAAACAUCAUUUAAAAGUUGUCAAAAAUGGUUAGAACGAGUAAAAAACAAAACAAACCAGGAGUUACCAGGUGUUCUUGUUGGUAACAAAAUUGACCUUGUAGGCAGGAGAGUCAUUUCUCCCAAAAUAGCCAGAGAGUUUGCAAUGAAGAACAGUCUGGAGUAUUGUGAAUGUUCAGCGAAAGAGAUGGAGAAUGUGGAGGCAGCCUUUUAUUUUGUAGCUAAUGCAUUCUACAGAUUAUAUGAAGAAAAAGUGGAAGUGAUGAACACAUUGGUGUAACUGGGGAUAUUCACUGUGUCAAAUAUUCAUAAUAAUAAGGAAGGGAAUAUUAUAAGUAUUAGUUACAUAGCACAUAUCACAAUCUGUAUGACUUCUCACUUUUUUGCAUUGAUUGUAAGUUUAUUUGAAAACAUCUUCAAAGACUGGUUAUCGCAGUACCGUUUUGUUGUAAACUGAUUCUGAAGAUUUCACGGAUAAUCUUGCAAUUACACAUCCCCUUCAAUUUUUCAUUCACACUUGAAUAUUCUAUCAGUUUUUCACUUCUCAAUUAAGUACAAUGUUAUAGAUAUUUUGAGAUAUUUUGAUGUAAUAUAUGUACCAGUCACAUAAACCCAUGUAGGAGACAGAGUUAAUGUCAGAUUUGCUAGACUCUGAGUAUGCAUCAGUAGCACUACACAUUUCCAUGGUACAGCAACUUGUACAGGAAAUACCAACCUAUAUAUUGUGUAAUCCGUCCACUCUACCUAAUUUAUCUGUCUUUUCACCAAGAUGUGCAUAUUUUAUUUUCACUGUAUUGAUUUCAGCUAUUGUAUAAUAUUGUUUCUACUAGUGAUUGUCGCUUUUUUAUAUUCAUAAUAUUCCAUGUUAUGCGGUGGUACAUUAUAUGAAGAAAGGUAAAAUAAAUCAUUUAUUAGUAAAAUUAAUU
Messenger RNA from Saccoglossus kowalevskii, 1292 nucleotides. RefSeq names its product intraflagellar transport protein 27 homolog. Gene Ontology annotation, molecular function: GTPase activity; GTP binding. The record is from RefSeq and is a predicted model, not a curated record. NCBI's taxonomy places the organism in Eukaryota, Metazoa, Hemichordata, Enteropneusta, Harrimaniidae.